AUGAUAUUUGUGUUUCUCGUUGACACGAGCGUGUCCAUGGAGCACAGGUUUGGCGGGCCGCUAGGUUGCUCCAAACGGCCCGACGCAGGCUCCACAGACAGCUUGUUUGGCGAGACCUCCGACCGGUUCAGCCGGCGGUGGCAGCGCAAGGGCACGCGGGGGACUGACACGACCGGGAAGAUCACCCGGCUGGACUGCGCCAAGAGCAUUGUGGAGCAGAUCGUACACAGUCGCGAGAACUACGAGCACGACCGGUACAUGCUAGUGUCAUAUCACAGCGCCACAGCCACCAGCUGCAUCCGGUCAUCCCUGAAGGACUCGCGGGCAACACUGCUGCGCGAGCUGAAAAAGCUACGGGCCGACGACAAGUUUGCUGGCGGCAGUUCGCUGACAGCACUGUUCAACCAGCUGGCGCUGAUGCGCGGGGCAUACGACCUGGACACGUACGGGUAUGGGCGGUAUCCACAGCUCAACGAGCCAGUGCACAUCAUGUGGUUGACAGACGGUGCCAGCGUAGUUGGCAACACGGGCAUGACGACCAAGCUCAACCUGCCUGUCAACAAUACGCCGUGGGUGGAGUCGUACAUUGAGCCGUUCCGGUGGGACCAGCGCAUGACCCUGGUUCUGCUCCACGAGCCGAGCGACGCAUGCAUGAGCAAGAAAUACAGCAGCGAGCCGAUGCUCAUGCCCAUGUGCACCGUCAUGGGCGGCUCGGUCCACCACCUCAACAGCAUGCAUUUGGCGAUGCGGUUCGUCGAGGGAAUCACCAAGGCGCGUGUGGGCAACAGCAAACGGCCGUUUGCAUCGGCAAUGCCACCACCGGGCGUGCUGGUCAGCUUUGAGCGGAUCGACGACAACCCUGCGAACCCAGGCAACUCCGACACACGAGUGCUGCUCCAUGCAGCUCCAGGCGUGCCAGGCGGGCAAGGGCGGCAAGCCAAUGGACCAAGCUACGGCACCAGCGCCGGAGUCUCGGCGUUGAUCAAUGGGCAGAGCGGGUACUUUCCGAUCCCAGAGCCGUUCUGGCCCGAGGCGAUCCAGGCGCCGCGCGCACCAGGCAGCGCACCACCAAACCCACAGCAAGCCAACCUACCGCCACCCGGCCCUAGCGGCUGGCAGAUCCCGCGACGCGCAGCGCACCCUAUCCUGAGCUACAGCCAGAACAACUCUGAGUGGUCGGUACCAGCAAACUUCCCCUUCGACAAAUACCAGAUCGACGGGAACACAAACGUGGCCAAGAAGCUGCUGGCAGCAGCGCAUGCAGCACAGGCAGCGCACGAAGCGCAGGGUGGCAAGGGCCCGUCCAAGCCCGUGUGCUGGCACGUAUUCAUCAACGGCUCAUACACGAAUCCCAAGUACGCCGGAUUUCCCUUCGGCAUCCUGAGAGCCAAUUCUGCACGUACAGCAGUCAAUCUGUUUGUGUUCCCGUACAAUUUCACGGCGCUGUGGAAGAUCCUGGCUAAGCUGGAUGCCCAGAUGCAGGCGCAGCGAGUGACGCGUGCGGAGGCAGCCAGCUCGUCGCAGUGGAAGGCCGAACUGGACGAGUAUCUGCAGCAUACGCCCGGAUACUAUGCAAUCCCCCUGAAGCGAGCAUUCAACCUGUAUGGAAUCCCUCACCACGUGUUCCCCAGGAACUUUGGCCAGAGCAACGGAAUGCGCAACAUCAUGCACUACUCGAUCAAGCUGCACACCGUUGCUCGUCGCGAGUGGGACCGCUUGCCGGUAGCCGGUACCACAGACCCAGCCAGCAAGCCGCCCAUGGAGGUAGCUGAGGGCCUGCAAUCGGCGCUGCUUGACUUUGAUCCGGCCGCAGAUGUCAGCCAUCUGGUGACAAACGCGUUUGAUGUCGACCGCAGCCACUGCCUGGCUACGCUGAGCGCCAUGCGUCGCGUGUUUGUGCGCGAAUGCAUGGCAUCGCAUCGAGCGUACUCUCGGCCCAACGCCAUGGUGCCGCCAUCCCUAAUCAGCGAGUGGAAACCCCUUGAUUCGGCUGGCAGCACUAUGGAUGUCGACGACAGCGACCAGGCAGAGGCUCCUGCCAGUCCACAGUACACGCCGCCUGUGGCCAGCAUGGAGUACUCGUUCUACGGCUUUGGCGGGCCCGACAGCUCAUCCGGGUUUGGAUCCGCCAACCAAGGCGGCCGAUCGCCGCAUCUGGGCGGAAUGGCACCCAGGGCCAAAGUCUCCGAGCAGGAUCUCCGCAACAUGGAUCCAGGAACGCAGCUCUCGCCCAUGGGUGGGAUCGUGGAUGUGGCCAGCGAGGACGACCGCGACUCGCGCCACUCGGUGUCAAUUCGCGAUAUGAGCGAGUACGCUGUAGCUAUGAACCGUCAGAAAUCUGCUGAGCUGCGCGAUCCGCUGCUGGAUGGCCGUGUGGCCGCGCAGCGCAGCAAGACCAUGUUCGGCAACCCCUACGAGCGCACGUUGCGCGAGCCCCGUAGUCCCGCCAACAAUGUGCUUGCUGGCAAUCCGAUGCUGGGAGCCAAGCUCGGCCUCUCGCGCGGCUCGUCCACGCGCAGCUCUGCCAGCAACAUCAACACUGGCCCGCCGAGAUCUGAAUCAGAGGACGAGGCGGCCAUUGGCUUGGAAAUGGAGAGCGAGGCCGAGCUCAACGAGAUGGCUGUCGACAAAAUGCUCGAAGAUAUGCCCAUGGGCCGAGGCAGCAGCGAGAAUGCCGCCCAGGGCAGCGGAAGGUUCGGCUGGAUGCAGCGCAAGGCUGUGCCGCGCCGCCGCUCGAUCAGCACCGCCUGGCGCAAAAACGACAACUCGUGGAAUGUCAAUCCGUGGGCUAUGCUUGAAGGCAAGCUUGAUCCGGGCGCAUUGACCUUCACAUCCGACGCUGUUGUCAUCAACCGCCACACCGCGCAGAUCCUGAACCCGGCCAGUCCCUCGUCUGCCGAGCCGAUUCCCAUCUCCCGCACAAGCACUGCCGCCUCGAUUACGCCUUCGAUUACGCCUUCGAUCACGCCUGAGCCGCCGGCUGAGCGCGUUGUGGAGGCCGCUAUUACCAGCAGUAGUGCCGAUGCGACAAUGACCAAUGCGGAGCAACCACCCACGUCGUCGCCAUCAAACACGGUUUCACCUCCAAAGCUCCCCGAACAGCCCGGCCCGCCAAAGCCCCUGACAGUAGCAAAGAAGGUCAGCGUGGCUGACGAGAAGACCUGGUUCCAGAAGCGCAUCAAGGCCGACCCGGCGCACUACGACGAGGCUGCCAUUCUCCAGCAUCUGGCGGAGCUGCGCGAGUCGAAUUCGCUGAGCCAGGCUCACCUCAAGAUCAUCAUCAACCACGCUGUCAUUGCCGCAAAGGCCAUGCGCCGGAAGCAGCUCGUCGAGCAGCUCACCAAGGCAACCAGGUGA
This is a messenger RNA of Linderina pennispora, 3357 nucleotides long. RefSeq lists its product as uncharacterized. Gene Ontology annotation, cellular component: integrator complex. NCBI's taxonomy places the organism in Eukaryota, Fungi, Kickxellomycota, Kickxellomycetes, Kickxellales, Kickxellaceae. The transcript has 2 exons. The coding region runs from base 1 to 3357 and encodes 1118 amino acids. The record is from RefSeq and is a predicted model, not a curated record. Gene Ontology annotation, biological process: snRNA 3'-end processing.